AUGGCAGGCAAAGCUUUUGGAAAAGCAAUAGCAAGUAAGACCUGUAUCGCCGAGCUGGACCUGAGUUGGAACCACUUACGGCAACGGGGAGCAGUUGGAUUUGCUAAGGGUCUCGAUAAAAAUAAAUCCAUUGAGUAUUUAAACAUCGGUUGGAACGGGUUUGCUUUCGAGGGAAGCGUUGUCCUUUCCGACGUGUUACGUCACAACACGACGUUGGAGAAGCUCGAUGUCUCGUGCAAUCGCAUCCACCCACCGGCACUGCUCGAGUUCAUGAAGGGGCUGCUAAAUAACAAGACACUGAAAGUGCUCAUAUUGGACCGGAACCCCAUCACGCCGUCGUUCGCUACUGUGCUGUUGGAAGGGAUACAGAAGAACGCCAGCAUGGCACUGGAGCAACUUAGCAUGCAGUCAAAGUUCUGA
Molecule: messenger RNA, 420 nt
Organism: Dreissena polymorpha
Lineage: Eukaryota; Metazoa; Mollusca; Bivalvia; Myida; Dreissenidae
Product: leucine-rich repeat-containing protein 74B-like
Exons: 5
Coding region: 1-420 (139 amino acids)
Molecular function (GO): protein binding
Source: RefSeq, a predicted model, not a curated record